Messenger RNA from Annulohypoxylon truncatum, 519 nucleotides. RefSeq lists its product as uncharacterized. The record is from RefSeq and is a predicted model, not a curated record. Bases 1 to 519 code for a protein of 172 amino acids. Lineage: Eukaryota; Fungi; Ascomycota; Sordariomycetes; Xylariales; Hypoxylaceae. The transcript is spliced from 2 exons.
AUGUUAUUGACAUCGUCACAAGUUUCGGUCCUGAUCUCUUCAGGAAUUGUUGUCUUAUGCACAGCCGCUUUAUUUCUUAGCGGAUAUGUGAUCCAGCAACGAACACUUCGCGAUCUCCGAUCAGCUAUCAAAAUCAACAGAGAGCCUCGACCGAGCCCGAAGAUCUACUUACCCGAUCGCUUUAAGAAGUCCACCACCGAGCUCGAGGAUGGAACAGUGGUCGACUUGGACGAUCCACGACUAGGGAGUCGCCGGAGGAAAAAUACUGUUGAAGAAGACGAUAUUAUCAUUGUGCGACCCACGUUCCCGGACGAGAAGUCAGAGCAACAAAAGCCAGUUAAGGCGGAACAGAAUAACGCUCAUGGGGCCGGUGUGGAGACGCCGGAUAUUGAAGACGAGGCCAUGAAGACGCCACAGAAACCGAUUAGUCGGGCCGAGAGGAGACGACAGAUAAAAGAGGAAAUCCGACGCUUGUCAGAAGGCACGGAACGGGUUUACUACCAGAGACGACUGUGGUAG